Molecule: messenger RNA, 2313 nt
Organism: Fusarium verticillioides 7600
Lineage: Eukaryota; Fungi; Ascomycota; Sordariomycetes; Hypocreales; Nectriaceae
Exons: 2
Coding region: 526-888 (120 amino acids)
Source: RefSeq, a predicted model, not a curated record
GUAGCCUCUUCACCCUCCCUCUCGAAUUGCUCUGCAUCCACUCAACACGUGCCGAUGCCAUUCUCUCCUGCAGAUUGGCCUUGCAUUGGCUUCGAUCACCCUUCUGAACAGUCUUCCAGGCGCCUUCUAGGUUUUCUAGCCCUGAAGCUGAUUUGUUACCUUCUCACUGGACAACAUGUUGCGGUGUACAGGAUAGUACAGUAGAAUACAGCACAGCACGGCACAGCACAACGCAUUGUACGUUGUGCAUCCCACACAUCUGGGUAUCUUCACCGCAAAGUGGGCGUUAGACGUCAGAUGCAGGUCAUUGUUGUACAUACAGGAUCUUGCGGCCUUAGACGACAUCGGGGUCUAAAUUGCGAUGGAAAAUUGAAACAAAACAAUUAAAUGCCCGCGCUUUGCGUGAAGAAAGGGCUCAGACUCAAACAGGCCAAGCCACCUACGCAAUAAAGCCCUGAGUUGCUGCUGUCAGUGUCUCACGGGACUGUUGCUUCGUUCGAGUUCGUUGCACCGCUAGGUUGGGGAAUGCCUGUGCGUCCCUUCUGCUGGCGAAGUGCAUACUCGGAAGGGAAAAGUCGCAAUUAUACAGUACAGUAUACGAUAAAAAUACAGUUCAGAAGAGGAGGGAUAGGCAAUACCCAACUGAAAGUUGGGGUUUGUUUAGUGGCUGAUCUUCAGUGUCACCAGUUUCAUUUCCAACGUCAGUGCAGGCCUUUCCUUGAGGCUUCAGGUGGAAGUCAGAUGCAGAUGUGGAGGGGACUUUUUAGUGCCCAUGCCCAUUGUUUCCCGCGGGAACAACCCGGCCGGUAUGUAUCUUUUGGUUUGUCUAUCGCUGCAAGGUACUUACUUACUUUACUUGCCUAUACUUUGAGCCAAGCAAUUGCGUGACGAGGCCUCUGUUUCGCCCUCUCCGACCAGGCGACGUCUUGUUCCGGUAGUCGGUGGUACAAACCGACGUCGACGAAUUGAGGCUCGAGCCGCGAUGUCGUACAAUCGCCUUUUUGCUUUUUGCCUGUUGCUAAUCGAGAAAAACGUCCGAAGGGAUCACGGAAACAAAUAGAGUUUCCGCGAAACAUAACGUUUGAGGCUGCUUUUCGCCCUUAUGUCACGGAAUCGAGACGGAAGUUCCGCGAAGAAUGUCCAUUACGUAGCUCCUCCGGAGGGCUGAGACUUUGUGUCUCUGGCUGCGUAUGUGUGUGUGUGUGUGUGUCUGCCUCUGUCUGCCUGCCUACCUGUCUCAUAUCGAGUGUGUCGGUGUCGGUGUCGCACCGAUAUUUAAUAUGGAAAUCGCCGUUUUGGGCAUACAAGACCGUGACGCCACCCCGGCUCUUGAGAAGAGAGACAAGAGAAACGGCACGGCACUGGACAGGACAGGACAGGACAGGACAGGACGGAACAUUUACUGUACCUCGGGACUGUAUCUCGGAGCCUGCCUGUUCGUUCAAGCCUAACCUGAGACUAAAGUUUGUGCUUGCUCCCUCGGAAUCGCAAAAGUCCAUGUUUAGAAUACGCAUGUGGCCGUAUGAGAUUGUGUCAAGCUGUCAUUGCGAGACAAGGGCCAUAUGGUAUGGAUGGGCCACGUGCGUGUCCAUGCAGUUUCGCCACGAUCUUUUACAAGAUUGGAAAAAAUUGCACUUGAGAGCGUGGGAGGCAAAAGCAAGUAUCUCAAGUCACUCUACUUGGUAUUGUUGCGGCUCAAUGUUGCGAAUUUUCCCUGCUCGAGAUCUCCCGCAACCGCAAGGGGCUCGAGCAGUGACAUGUGCGAUGCAACGCAACUGAGAAAUGAUAUAGUUGUAGUCAAGGUGGACAACUGACGUCUUUGGGCAGGGUAAAAGGGAGCUACGUGGUGAGUAGCAUAAGGAUCGGUUUGGUAUCAACAUGCAUGCCUGUCGUCUGCUAGAACAGCUUUUUACUGUACCCCUUGGCACAUAGGGGGAUAAUCAACUAGACCAUUAGCAGUAAAAGCGCUGGAACGAUAUCAGAUAUCCUCCUCCCUGGUCCAUGGGUUUAACCGUACACUGUAAGUGGGGGACCCUCAGACUGCCCAAUGCUCGACACUCCCACUCCCUCUUUGGGACUCUGAGCCAUGUGCGUGACGGGAACAUGGCGGUGGAGAUGCAGUCUCGAUGUAACUCUCCUACGUAUGUAGAAGACGCUUACCAGUAAUUACCAGUAAUGAAAAGAGAAGGAUAAUUUUAAAAACAACAACAACACCACGUACAUACAGCACAGUACAGCAAACGUACACCCCCUGGUAGAUAUGGGAAUAUGCCAUUAAUUAUAGGUCGAAAUUGGACAAGGGUCCGUACAGGG